This is a messenger RNA of Letharia columbiana, 3984 nucleotides long. RefSeq lists its product as uncharacterized. Gene Ontology annotation, molecular function: ATPase-coupled intramembrane lipid carrier activity; ATP hydrolysis activity; ATP binding. NCBI's taxonomy places the organism in Eukaryota, Fungi, Ascomycota, Lecanoromycetes, Lecanorales, Parmeliaceae. The transcript has a single exon. Gene Ontology annotation, biological process: endocytosis; phospholipid translocation; retrograde vesicle-mediated transport, Golgi to endoplasmic reticulum. Gene Ontology annotation, cellular component: trans-Golgi network; plasma membrane; endosome. The record is from RefSeq and is a predicted model, not a curated record. The coding region runs from base 1 to 3984 and encodes 1327 amino acids.
AUGUCGAGACCCCAUCAGUACCAUCAGCCCAAUGCUCCAGACCCACUCAGCGAUGAAUCAGACUCAGAUAUUGAAAUUGAUUUGCAGGAGCUAGACCACGCCACUGCCGAACAUGGAUCCGGUAUCUACACUGAUCCAUAUAAGGUGCAUCAGCGGGCGGAGAGUCAGAUACCUCUAAGAAAUCUGCGGGUUGGGCGAGCGCGCGGAUUUGGUCGCCAAAAGCAUGGCAUUGAUGUGUCUGGUGAUGAAGAAGAUCUUCAGGGUUUACUACACGAUAGUAACGAUCACGGAGACUCCACUGGAAGCCUAGGUGUUGUCGACGACGAUGCUCCUCUUCUCCAACCAAAUGGUCGACCGGUGUCGAAAGCUUAUACGACUGAAGGGCGCCGAGGGUUCUUGUCCUCUCACUUACGGUUGCCCAGCUUUGCAUCUGGUCAGCCCGAUCUCGAGAGCACUCCUACUGAACAGAUAGGCGCAACGCAAGCUGGCGGAACGUCACGCAAUAUCAGCAUAGGGCAAUAUCCCCCACCAAAAUUUCCGCCAAAUGCUGUAUCAAACGCUAAAUACACGGCCUGGAGUUUCCUGCCCCGAACGUUGUAUAACGAAUUCUCUUUCUUCUUUAAUAUGUAUUUCCUCAUGGUCGCUCUGUCUCAAGCUAUACCCCCUUUGCGAAUUGGAUAUCUUUCAACAUAUGUUGCACCAUUGGCGUUUGUUCUUGCAGUUACACUGGGUAAAGAGGCGUUGGAUGAUAUCGCGCGCAGAAGAAGGGACGCUGAAGCGAACAAGGAAGAAUACACCGUGCUUAGACUACGAGAUAGUUCAGAAACAGCAGGGUUCAAAGGAAAACGCAAGCGCCGCUCGAGGCUUCCGUCUAACAAGAAUUGGGCCCGCGGUGUUUCCAAAGGUUCUCGUCUUGACGCCAUCGAGGAGGAAGAAGAGAACCUUGGAGAAGAGAGCCAGAAUGUCAUAUCGAAUAGUGAGGUCGAUGAGAUUGACAUCAAAUCCCGAGACCUUAAAGUUGGAGACAUUUUGAAGCUUGGAAAGGACCAAAGAGUACCCGCGGACCUUGUCAUACUCAAAAGCUAUACCACUGAAUCGUCGAUCACCGUCCCUUCGAUCCCAGCUGCUUCACUGGUGUCGUCCGAGGAAACCGGCCCCCUUGUAGAACCUCUCGAAGAGCCUCCCAUUGCCAGGACUUUGAAUGCAGGGAAGCAUUCAAACCAGUCAACCUCUCUUGACGCCUCCACACCCUCUGCCGAUGCCGGUGGAGUUGGCGAGACUUUCAUCCGGACAGAUCAGCUUGACGGUGAGACUGAUUGGAAGCUACGUCUUGCUUCACCUCUGACACAGUCUCUGGAUCCACGCGACUUUACGCGACUGAAGAUUGUGGCUGGGAAGCCCUCUAAAGAAGUCAACGAUUUCGUUGGUACAGUUCAGUACCGCCCACAAAAGGCACAAUGGGUAGCCAAAAGAAGUGUGAACGACUCCGAAAUCACUGUCAAGACGGCACCAUUGACGAUAGAUAAUACGGCUUGGGCUAAUACGGUACUUGCAUCUAAUGCCACUGUUCUAGCAGUAGUGGUAUACACGGGUGCACAAACGCGGCAAGCUCUGUCAACGUCUCCGUCACGAUCAAAAGCAGGUCUCCUAGAAUAUGAGAUCAACAAUCUCACCAAGAUACUGUGCGCCCUGACUCUGACACUUUCCAUCGCUCUCGUUGCAAUCAGAGGCAUCGAAGGCCGUCCAGGCCAGCAAUGGUAUGUAGCUGUAACAAGGUUUCUCAUUCUCUUCUCGACUAUUGUUCCCAUCAGUCUUCGAGUCAACCUGGACAUGGGCAAAUCAGUAUACGCCCGUUUCAUUGAACGGGACCAAGACAUGCCUGGAACAGUAGUCAGGACAAGCACGAUUCCUGAGGAACUUGGACGAAUCGAGUAUCUUCUGAGCGACAAAACAGGUACUCUCACACAGAACGAGAUGGAUCUCAAGAAGAUUCAUGUUGGCACGGUCUCAUACGCUAACGAAGCCAUGGAUGAAGUCCGGACCUAUAUUCGCCAGGGAUUCUCAACAGGUGUAACAAACGAUGCUACACAAGCAGCGUCUUUGGUCACACCUUCGUCUACAUACGCUUCUACUUCCGCAGGGGCUUCGACGACAAGGACACGACGAGAAAUUGGCUCCCGGGUUCGAGAUCUUGUCUUGGCGCUUGCACUUUGUCACAAUGUUACACCAUCUACGGAAGACCAUGAAGGCCAGAGUGUUACCACUUACCAAGCUUCGUCGCCAGACGAGAUCGCAAUCGUCCGAUGGGCGGAGAAUGUAGGGCUUCGACUCAUGCAUCGGGACCGACACACUAUCACUCUUCAGUCUGUUGAUACCUCUCGAGUUGUGGUUCGAGUCAAGAUUCUCGAGGUCUUUCCGUUCACAUCAGCCGGAAAGCGCAUGGGCAUAAUUCUGCAAUUCUCUCAAGGGGCGGAGUCUGCCGUUUCCUCAGUAGAAAGUCCGGCAGAAGUCUGGUUCUACCAGAAAGGCGCUGAUACGGUUAUGACCUCGAUCGUCGCUGCAAAUGACUGGCUAGACGAAGAGACGGCAAAUAUGGCUCGAGAAGGCCUUCGUACUUUGGUCGUUGGAAGGAGGAAGCUGUCAAUGCAGCAGUACAACGAGUUUUCAAUGCGAUACAAGCAGGCUUCAGUGUCUCUACAAAACCGGGAUUCGAGCAUGGCAAAAAUUGUGAAAGACUAUCUCGAGCAUAACCUGGAGCUCCUUGGCGUCACCGGUGUUGAAGACAAGCUCCAGAAGGACGUCAAGUCCUCCCUCGAGCUCCUCAGAAACGCUGGUAUCAAGAUCUGGAUGUUGACGGGCGACAAAGUAGAGACUGCCCGAUGUGUCGCCGUUUCUGCAAAGCUCGUUUCACGAACUCAAUUUAUUCAUACCAUCACUCACCUUUCAACUGCUUCUGGCUCCACUGCUGCACUUGAUUCCCUAUCCCUUCUUCGCUCCAAACCUGAAACCACGGCCCUUCUUAUCGACGGCGAGUCAUUGUCUUAUUUCCUGACUUACCAUCGUCAUGACUUCAUCUCCGUCGCCGUUCUCCUGCCGGCCGUUAUCGCUUGUCGUUGCUCUCCGACCCAAAAAGCUGACAUUGCCAGUCUCAUUCGACAAUUCACUCGAAAGAGAGUUCUUUGUAUCGGCGACGGAGGUAACGAUGUCUCAAUGAUUCAAGCUGCUGAUGUUGGUGUUGGUAUCGUGGGCAAAGAAGGGAGACAAGCUUCUCUCGCAGCGGACUUUUCUAUAACCACCUUUCACCACCUCACUAAGCUUCUCGUUUGGCAUGGCCGCAAUUCCUAUAAACGAUCGGCCAAGCUCGCACAAUUCGUCAUCCACCGCGGUCUGAUCAUCUCAGUCUGCCAGACGUUCUACAGUAUUGCAACCCAGCUCCAACCGCACGCUCUGUAUCGCGACUGGCUGCUUGUUGGCUACGCAACUGUGUAUACGAUGGCUCCUGUGUUCAGUUUAGUGCUCGACAAAGACGUUGACGAAGGGCUAGCCAAUCUCUAUCCGGAAUUGUACAAAGAGCUCACCACGGGCAGCAGUCUGAGCUACCGUACCUUCUUCGUCUGGGUGGCGGUCAGCAUCUAUCAAGGUGGCAUAAUCCAGGGGCUCAGCCAAAUCCUCGUCAAUUUGGACUCGCACCGGAUGGUCAGCGUAAGCUUUACGGUACUAGUCAUCAAUGAAUUGAUCAUGGUGGCCUUCGAAAUAGUCACGUGGCACUGGAUCAUGGCCGUGAGUAUAGUGGGCACUGCCGCUAUAUAUGUGGGAAGCGUGCCCUUCUUGGGUGGAUACUUUGAUUUAGGUUAUGUUUGGAGUUGGGGAUUUGCAUGGAGGGUGGCGGCGAUAUCUGCCAUCAGUCUCAUACCGCCGUACUGUAUAAAAGUACUGAGGAGGACGCUGAAGCCGCCGAGCUAUAGGAAGGUGCAAGGACUGUGA